AUGUCACUAAACCCAGAGGGAAGGACAGGGAUGAAGGGGAAAGGGGCACUGGAUGACCUGGGACCAAACCAGGUUCUGGAUCUGGUCCUCACACGUUGGAGAGAUGAUCAGAAAUCUGCUCUCGAGUUCCUGGCUGUGUGGGAUAAGAAGGAGGGGAUCUGGACAAUACCUGGGGGGCGCGUGCUCUCUGGUGAGAUUCUCCCACAGAGGCUGACCAGCAUACUGGGCAAGAAGCUAAAUGAGCAGAUCAAAGACAAACUAGCCAGCAAAGCUGAGAUGUAUAAUGGUUAUGUGGAUGACCAAAGGAACACAGAUAAUGCCUGGUUGGAGACAACUGCUUUCAACAUACACCUUGACAGGAGGGAUUUGUUGAUGGCUGACCUUAAUAAGAUGGCUGAGAGCAGCCAGGUCUCGGAAGAGCUGGUAAAGUGGCAGGAAGUCAGCAGCAGGACGUUGGCAUGUGCAUACCAGAGAGAGCUCCUUCGCAAGGUUGCUGAGCUGCACUGCAGGUGCUUCUGA
This is a messenger RNA of Conger conger (European conger), 519 nucleotides long. RefSeq names its product transient receptor potential cation channel subfamily M member 2-like. NCBI's taxonomy places the organism in Eukaryota, Metazoa, Chordata, Actinopteri, Anguilliformes, Congridae. The record is from RefSeq and is a predicted model, not a curated record. The coding region runs from base 1 to 519 and encodes 172 amino acids. The transcript is spliced from 6 exons. Gene Ontology annotation, molecular function: ADP-ribose diphosphatase activity.